AUGACUUCAAGAUACAGGGUCGAGUAUGCGUUGAAGACGCACAGACGAGAUCAGUUUAUAGAAUGGAUCAAAGGGCUAUUGGCGGUUCCCUUCGUAUUAUACUCCCAGCCUACGGGUGUUUUUGAAGCCAAUGGGUUCAACGUGACACAUAUGUCCGAAGAGGCGCACAGGCGUUAUGCCGAGAUCAUGAGGGACGUCGAGGUGAUGAUUGAUGAUCACAUAACGCACCAAUUAAAUGCGAGCAGGGUCCCGUCUAAGCUCAAGCUCCUCGUCCCGACUAUAGGCAACUUCUUUACCCGGUUACCUCUAGAGGCCGCCUUCAAGUUCCAGGACCGCAAGCGAUAUAUUUCAUCUCGCCGCUUCGUCUCCCCCUCCUUUAACGAUGUGCGCCUCGUCCUCAAUACGGCCCAGCUCAUGGCCGUGACUACACAGAGCACCCUCCAGCUCGCCACUUUCGACGGAGACGUCACACUCUAUGAUGAUGGCGAGAGCUUGGAACCCACUAGCCCGGUGAUCCCGCGCAUGAUCGACCUCAUGCGCAAGAACGUCAAGAUCGGCAUCGUCACGGCUGCGGGCUAUACCAUGGCCGAACAGUACUAUGCCCGUCUGCACGGGCUCCUAGAUGCUAUUGCUAGUUCCACAGUCUUAACGCCGCAGCAGAGGCAAAACAUCGUCAUCAUGGGCGGCGAGGCAAACUACCUCUUCGAAUUCAGCCCCACGUCGCCUCAUCUGCUAUCCCCCGUGCCCCGGGAGCGCUGGCUGACAGCAGAAAUGGCAUCUUGGUCUGACGCAGGCAUCACAGCUCUCCUAGACGUAGCCGAAGCUGCCCUGCGCGAUAGCAUCAAGAACCUAAACCUGCCCGCGACUCUAAUGCGCAAAGACCGCGCCGUCGGCAUAAUCCCCAGCUCACCCACAGUGCGUAUCCCACGUGAAUCUCUCGAAGAAACUGUCCUAGUAGUCCAAAAGAUCCUAGAGCUCAGCGUAGGCGGGCGCGACUUCGACAACAAAGUAGUGCCGUUCUGCGCGUUCAAUGGUGGGCGAGACGUCUUCGUCGACAUCGGCGAUAAGAGCUGGGGUGUAUCCGUGUGUCAGCAGUGGUUCGGGGGCGACGGCGCGCGUACACGCAUCCGCCCCGAGCAGACGCUGCACGUCGGCGAUCAGUUCCUCAGCGCCGGCAGUAAUGACUUUAAGGCCCGUAGCGUCUCCACCACCGCCUGGAUCGCAAGUCCCGCCGAGACCGUCGAGUUGCUGGACGAGCUGGCCGGGUUUAUGGGCAAGAAGUUGAGCUAA
Molecule: messenger RNA, 1290 nt
Organism: Daldinia childiae
Lineage: Eukaryota; Fungi; Ascomycota; Sordariomycetes; Xylariales; Hypoxylaceae
Product: IMP-specific 5'-nucleotidase 1
Exons: 4
Coding region: 1-1290 (429 amino acids)
Biological process (GO): nicotinic acid riboside biosynthetic process; nucleotide metabolic process; nicotinamide riboside biosynthetic process
Molecular function (GO): magnesium ion binding
Source: RefSeq, a predicted model, not a curated record